AUGGACGUCCAAAUGCAAGAUGCCUCGCCUGUUACGGGCGUUCAACCCACCCCAAGUCUUGCCACCUCGCUUCCGGGAUCCUCUUCUUUGACUCCUGCGACGCCAGCUGCGUCCUCUGGUGCUCUGGACGCCGCCAAGCUCGAUGCCAUUCGCAAGGCGACGCUUCAUAGCUACAAGAACAAGUUCUUGAAUCUUCGAGACAAGUUUGACAAGAUCAAUGCAACCAAUGUCGAGUAUACAAACACUCUAGCGAGUGCAAAGAAGAAAGAGGAAAGCAUGCAAGAGGAAAUCAAUAUGCUGUUGGACUAUUUAGCAGAACACGCAGCCUCUGAUCCAGAGCUUUCAAAGUGUCUAAAUCCUUCAAUUGCAUCUUCAAAGGCUCGUGGACCCAAAAAGCAUUUGAAGCGCCUUGCUGCGCCGAGUUCGUGGAUGCUCGACAAGCUCGGGGGCACCUAUGCUCCUCGACCUUCUCCUGGUCCUCACAAGCUCCGGGAAUCUCUUCCUCUUACCAUCUUCCUCCGUCGCCGUCUCCAAUACGCCCUUACUGGUCGUGAGGUGACUACCAUCCUUGCCCAAAGACUCGUCAAAGUCGAUGGAAAGGUCCGAACAGACAUCAAGUACCCCGUCGGCUUCCAAGAUGUGAUCACCAUUGAAAAAUCCGGAGAGCACUUCCGUCUCCUUUACGAUGUCAAGGGCCGCUUUGCGAUUCACCGCAUCACCCCCGAGGAGGCUACCUACAAGCUCUGCAAAGUCAAGAAGGUUCUCAUUGGCAACCGUGGUGUUCCAUACAUCGUCACCCACGAUGGACGAACUAUCCGCUACCCAGACCCUGACAUCAAAACCAACGAUACCGUCAAGUACGACUUGGAGCAGGGCAAGAUCACCGGAUUCGUCAAGUUUGAUACUGGAAACGUGGUCGUCGUCACUGGUGGUCGCAACAUGGGACGUGUCGGCACCAUCACCCACCGUGAGCGACAUAUCGGAGGCUUCGAUAUUGUCCACGUCAAGGAUGUGCUCGACAGGACGUUUGCCACUCGUGUCACCAACAUUUUCGUCAUUGGUGAGGGCACCAAGCCCUGGAUUUCGUUGCCAAAAGGCAAGGGUGUCAAGCUUACCAUUUCCGAGGAGCGAGACCAGCGAAGGCGGGCCAAGGCUCAGGAGUAG
Molecule: messenger RNA, 1164 nt
Organism: Serendipita indica DSM 11827
Lineage: Eukaryota; Fungi; Basidiomycota; Agaricomycetes; Sebacinales; Serendipitaceae
Source: the annotation of a GenBank genome assembly